AUGAGAAGCACGAUCUUCAAGUUAUCCCGCAAGAGGGCUGUAGUGAACCAAUCAGUGGUCCAAGACCCGGCCCAGGUUUUGGCAGAGGCCACAGGGGUCCCACUGCCUUUUCAGAAACCCAUAUUUAAGGGAAAAUCUCUGAAGGAAAUGGAGAGGCCGGUGUCAGCACUUGGAAUACGAAAUGGUUGCCGGGUCGUGUUACUUGGGAAAAAGAACAGUCCAGAGGAAGAAGUUGAACUAAAGAAGUUGAAAGAUUUGGAGAAGUCUGUGGAGACGAUAGCUGACCAACUGGAAGAGUGGAAUAAAGAGCUUUCCGGAAUCCUGCAGGGUUUUCUAGCCAAGGAUUUGCAAGCUGAAGCUCUCUGCAAACUCGAUAGGAGAGUGAAAGCGACAGUCGAGCAGUUUAUGGAGAUCUUGGGAGAGAUUGACACACUAAUUCUGCCAGAAAAUUGCAAAGACAGUAGAAUGAAAAGGAAGGGUUUGGUGAAAAGGAUUCAGGCGUUCCCAGCCGAGUGUGGCGCAGUGGAGCAGAGCAUCCCAGGAGACGGGGCGACGGCAGUCCACAGACUUGGCCCCGGCUGA
Eubalaena glacialis (North Atlantic right whale) is the source of this 582-nucleotide messenger RNA. RefSeq names its product BAG family molecular chaperone regulator 1-like. The transcript has a single exon. NCBI's taxonomy places the organism in Eukaryota, Metazoa, Chordata, Mammalia, Artiodactyla, Balaenidae. Bases 1 to 582 code for a protein of 193 amino acids. Gene Ontology annotation, biological process: protein stabilization. The record is from RefSeq and is a predicted model, not a curated record. Gene Ontology annotation, molecular function: protein-folding chaperone binding; adenyl-nucleotide exchange factor activity. Gene Ontology annotation, cellular component: cytosol; nucleus; membrane.